AUGGUGCAACAUCCGCACAACGACACACUGGUUGUGACACUAAAGAUUAGAGAUUGCCAAGUAAGACAUAUACUAAUCGAUCAAGGUAGUGCCUGCGACAUCAUGUAUGUCAAAUGUUACAAGGAGCUCAGUCAUCACAAAGACGACUUGAAGCAAUCCGACAACCCCAUGGUCGAAUUUAAUGGGACCCUGACAUUGCUGCUGGGAAUAACAAACCUGGAGAUUCAGGCAGGAAGAAAGACGGUAACUAUGCAGUUCACCGUGAUAGACACCCCUUCCCCAAACAUCAUCUUGGGAAGGCCUUGGAUGCAUGAUAUGAGGGUUGUUCCCUCAACUUUGCACCAGUUGUUGCGAUUCCCAACUGAAUUUGGGAUCGAAAAGGUGAGAGGACACUAA
Molecule: messenger RNA, 396 nt
Organism: Camellia sinensis
Lineage: Eukaryota; Viridiplantae; Streptophyta; Magnoliopsida; Ericales; Theaceae
Source: RefSeq, a predicted model, not a curated record